GGAUUCUCACUUCCUGGUCCCUGUUACCUUGACCUUGCCAUGAAAGCCUAGAGACUGAAGGAUACUGCACCCCCUCCAGCUCGUGCACUGAGGUAGAUAGUGAUGGUGGCCCCUGCCGGAGGAUAGGCCUGGACUCACAAUGGUCGUCCUGUCUAAAGAACAUGGCUACGUGCUCCUGACUGGUGCAGCCAGCUUUGUAAUGGUUGCACACCUUGCAAUAAGUGUGUCCAAAGCCCGCAAGAAGUAUAAAGUAGAGUAUCCCAACCUAUAUAGCGAUGAUCCUGAAAAUGGCAAGAUUUUCAACUGCAUCCAGCGGGCCCAUCAAAACACUCUAGAAUCAUAUCCUGCUUUUCUGUUUUUUCUUGCUGCUGGAGGACUUACACAUCCACGUGCUGCUAGUUUGCUUGGUGUUACCUGGAUUGUUGGCAGAGAGCUGUAUGCUGCUGGAUACUCUACAGGAGAUCCAAAGAAACGUGCUAGAGGAGCCAUUGGAUCUAUCGCUCUGUUCGGUCUCUUUGGCUCUACUGUAUGUUCUGCAUUCAAGUUGCUGGGCUGGUCUUUGAACCCAAAAACCUGGUGUUAAACUGAUAAGUGGUAAAACGGGACCAGAUGUGUGGAGUCACUAUAAUUCAUCCCCUGUCUCACCCUAAUUGUGGAUCAGGCCUACUUAUUCAAUUAGGAUACAGUUAAAUUUUAUAAAUAAAAAAAUAAUAUAAAAAGU
Bufo bufo (common toad) is the source of this 721-nucleotide messenger RNA. RefSeq names its product microsomal glutathione S-transferase 3 (gene MGST3). Bases 140 to 583 code for a protein of 147 amino acids. NCBI's taxonomy places the organism in Eukaryota, Metazoa, Chordata, Amphibia, Anura, Bufonidae. Gene Ontology annotation, cellular component: membrane; nuclear envelope; endoplasmic reticulum. The transcript has 6 exons. Gene Ontology annotation, molecular function: glutathione transferase activity; glutathione peroxidase activity. The record is from RefSeq and is a predicted model, not a curated record.